GCGUUCGAGCCGCACAUCGUGCCCAGCACCAAGAACCCGCGCCAGCUCUUCUGCAAACUCACCCUGAGGCACAUCAACAAAGCCCCGGAGCACGUGCUGCGGCACACGCAGGGCCGGCGGUACCAGAAAGCGCUGCGUAAAUACGAGGAGUGUCAGAAGCAGGGUGUGGAGUUCGUGCCCACCUGCCUCCUGCACAAGCAGAGGAGGGCAGACCAGGUGGAUGGUGACGGGCCACCUCACCCGAGGGCAGCCUUCUGGGAACCCGAGUCCAGCGAUGGUGACGCCGCAGUCCUGAGCGACAGUGACAGCAUGACAGACCUGUACCCAGCUGAGCUGACCGCCAGAACGGACCUGGGAGGGGCUGAGCACAGGGACAGCACCAACGACCCGCUGACAGAGGAGGACGGGAAACCAAGGCGUGACCGAGAACAGGGCUCUGGGGACAAGGAGAGCGAAGGGGAGCGGGAGCCGGCCCUCAAGCGCGGCAAGGUGAGCGGGGCCGCCGAGGCCGCUUGCCUGGAAGCGGCUUCUUUCGUUUCGGUUUUCAGGCGUCAGAAGGAGCUCUUUCCGCAGAUAGGCCCGGGGCCGGGGCUACUCCGUGGGGGUGGGGGCUGCUUCCCCGUCCGCAGGGAACUGGGCCCCACGGACCAGGUUCAAGACCCCCGGCCUCGGGGAUGACAGCCAGGCAGAGGC
Messenger RNA from Pteropus alecto (black flying fox), 693 nucleotides. RefSeq names its product surfeit 2 (gene SURF2). The record is from RefSeq and is a predicted model, not a curated record. The transcript has 4 exons. NCBI's taxonomy places the organism in Eukaryota, Metazoa, Chordata, Mammalia, Chiroptera, Pteropodidae. The annotation marks the transcript as partial.